CCCGAUGGUAGUUGGUGGUGCCGCUUAGUGGUUAGGACAAAUUCUUUUUAGUAUAAAACAGGCGAAAUGUUCUUGGUAGAUCAUAGUGUGAUCAGUUCUAUCGCAAAGACAACACCAAAAGGAACCAUCCCAAGAAAAUGGCAUUCAAGUUUGUUACUUUCCUCGCCCUGGUGGCCGUUGCCCGUGCCGGAGUGCUUGCCCCGGUUGCUUAUUCUGCACCUUUGGCCUAUGCUGCCCCAGUUACCAAGGUGCUUGCUGCCGCUCCAGUUCUGCAGAAGACCAUCGUUGCCGAUGAAUACGACCCCAAUCCACAGUACGCAUUCUCGUAUGGAGUUUCCGAUUCUCUGACCGGUGACCAGAAGUCCCAGCAGGAAUCCCGCAGCGGAGACGUCGUCCAGGGAUCGUACUCGUUGGUCGAUGCUGAUGGACUCAAGCGUACCGUCGACUACACUGCUGAUCCGAUCAAUGGAUUCAAUGCUGCUGUCCGUCGUGAACCACUUGCCAUCAAGACGCUUGCCGCCCCAAUCAUCGCUGCCCAGCCUGCCUAUGCUGCCUACGCUGCCCCAGCUUUGACCAAAACCAUCAUUUCCCAACCAGCAUUGGCAGCUUAUUCCGCUCCUCUGGCCACCAAGACGAUCCUGUCGCAGCCAGCUUACUCCGGGUACGCUUCAUCCAUCUACUAACGCUAAGUGAUGUGACUGAUUGAUCUCUACUAGUCUGCAUGCUAAUGGGAUAUGUUAUUUACCUAAUUUAUUCGACAAUAAAUAUUACAUUGAAUAGAUGAGAAUUCAUCCAAAAAUGA
Messenger RNA from Armigeres subalbatus, 802 nucleotides. Its product is annotated as cuticle protein-like. NCBI's taxonomy places the organism in Eukaryota, Metazoa, Arthropoda, Insecta, Diptera, Culicidae. The record is from RefSeq and is a predicted model, not a curated record. Gene Ontology annotation, cellular component: extracellular matrix. The coding region runs from base 138 to 683 and encodes 181 amino acids. The transcript is spliced from 2 exons.